This is a messenger RNA of Iphiclides podalirius (scarce swallowtail), 390 nucleotides long. NCBI's taxonomy places the organism in Eukaryota, Metazoa, Arthropoda, Insecta, Lepidoptera, Papilionidae. The record is from the annotation of a GenBank genome assembly.
AUGUUCAUCAGUAUCAGCGCGGCCUAUCGCAACCCGAAACCCUCGGCAAACGUGACGGCUCCAAAGAGGCCCGCAGGCAAAUUCACACCCCAAUUAGCGACGGCGCGGGGCUGGGCCCCGGAUCUGAACACGUUAGAAACGGGGCGACUUCAAGCGAAACUUCGUCCCAAUUUCCCGCCGCACUCCCAAGUAGUGGCGGCUCGUGCCGCAACUAAUACAAAUGCGAAUGACACUCGCACGGGCCGCGCAAAGAGCGAGCCCGCCAUUAUGAAUUCCGGCUUUAUCCGCCGCCAGCUAUUGCCCGGGCGACGCAACCACAGAUUAAACAGACACGAGCGAACCGGCAAAGGAAUCAACGCGAGCACCUCAGCGCUCAGUGCGGGUGUGACC